AUGACCAAUGUCACUGCAGUAAGUGGAUUCAUCUUGAUGGGGAUCUCUGACUUCCAGGAGCUACAGACUUUAUGUGGAGUGUUCUUCCUAGUGAUGUACAUGGCAGCCCUAAUAAGUAACCUGAUCAUCAUCAUUAUUAUCACCCUUGACCUGAAACUUCAAACACCCAUGUACUUCUUCCUGAAGAAUUUGUCCCUGUUGGAUGUUUUCUUUGUGUCAGUUACCAUCCCGAAUUUUGUUGUAAAUAGUCUAACACACAACAAUUUCAUAUCCAUUCCUGGUUGUGCAAUCCAGGUAUUUUUAUUGAGUUCUUUCUCAGCAGGGGAAGUAUUUAUUCUCACUGCCAUGUCUUAUGACCGCUAUGUUGCCAUUUGCAGUCCCCUGCACUAUGAUGCCAUCAUGAAUGCUACUACCUUUGUGGUGUUGGUGGGUGUUUCUUGGGCAGCUGGGGUAUUCUUUGGAACCAUGUAUACAGCUGGCAUAUUUUCCGGGCCUUUUUGUGGUUCCAAUGUGAUUCCACAGUUUUUCUGUGAUGUUCCCUCAUUGCUAAGGAUUUCCUGUUCUGAAAGACUAGUGCUCAUUUAUACAGGUCUUGGAAUUGGUCUUUUUCUAGGAAUGUCUUGCUUUACCUGUGUGGUGAUCUCUUACUUUUACAUUUUCUCCACUGUUCUUAAGAUUCCUACUACUAAGGGUCAGUUCAAAGCAUUUGCCACAUGCAUCCCCCACCUCACUGUUUUCACUGUUUUCAUUGCUACUGCUUGCUUUGUCUAUCUGAAGGCUCCCUCAAAUGUACCAUCAAUCGCAGAUAAGAUCUUUUCUGUGCUCUACACUGUCUUACCUCCAGCCCUCAAUCCUUUGAUCUACAGUCUGAGGAACAAUGAUGUCAAGUGUGCUCUGAGGAGGUUACAGCAAAAUAUCUGCCACAGGGGUUCACUUCAUUUAACACUUCAACGUAUCUGUCAGUGGUAUAGUGCCUUACAAGCUGAAAGCAAGAUUUGUAAUUUUUGA
Molecule: messenger RNA, 1008 nt
Organism: Chionomys nivalis (European snow vole)
Lineage: Eukaryota; Metazoa; Chordata; Mammalia; Rodentia; Cricetidae
Product: olfactory receptor 14A2-like
Exons: 1
Coding region: 1-1008 (335 amino acids)
Biological process (GO): G protein-coupled receptor signaling pathway
Cellular component (GO): membrane
Molecular function (GO): olfactory receptor activity; odorant binding; G protein-coupled receptor activity
Source: RefSeq, a predicted model, not a curated record